Aspergillus versicolor CBS 583.65 is the source of this 2970-nucleotide messenger RNA. RefSeq names its product putative capsular associated protein. The coding region runs from base 1 to 2970 and encodes 989 amino acids. NCBI's taxonomy places the organism in Eukaryota, Fungi, Ascomycota, Eurotiomycetes, Eurotiales, Aspergillaceae. The record is from RefSeq and is a predicted model, not a curated record. The transcript is spliced from 7 exons.
AUGAUCUGUCUAUCCGUUGAAAACGGCCUUCGAGCUUUACUGGGGGCUUUCCUAUUAAGCUGUACAUUCCUUACUACUUCCUAUAACACCACAUUUGCUUUUGUAGAUCACCCCCUCCACACAGCCGCCCUGGUCUGCCUUCUCUCGGGGAUCUCUCUUUUGAUUCUGAACAGAUUCGUCCACCGAAUACCGGCCCUAUCUCGUCCUGACAAAUAUUCCACUAUUCCACUCACUGAGAUUGAUGAUUCGACAGUUGAAGUACACUCGCCUGUUAGUAACGAUGACGAUUCUGCGAAGGACAAACGUACGUGGAAGUGGUGGUUAGGGAUUGGAGUUAUCACAGCAAUUGGCUGUGCUCGGCUUUCACUUUAUCGCAAUAUCACCGAGAACAUCGAAUGCGCGCCUCCUGGAUAUGCUUACUUGAUCCCGCUAUAUAUCGCAGUUUACGACUUCUGGCGCAAUCAAGGAGCCACUAAAAAGUACACGCGGCCAGACCAUUCUCCCAGCACCCUGCUUCGCAUGCCGUUCACGAUAGCUAGUCGCGUUCGUUUUCUCGUCAUACAAAGCCGUCUACGAUACGUCAUAUCUGCUGCCCUUUUAGCAGCGAGCGGCGUCCUAGUUUCAUCAUUCGAUAAUGGUCGAGAGUCCACAUUUAUCUGCCCUAUAAUUUCGGGAGAACAUGCGCGGCAACGGAUGCUCAAGAUACUCAGCCUCGUCUUUGACACAUUGGUUUUGAUAGGCGCAGCCGAGCUAUCUGGCGAAGGAACUCGUCGAGAUGGGAGGAGGAAGCAGACCUUACUAGCCUGGGGGUGUGGUCUUGUCGGAGUUGCUUUAUUUUGGGGGGCUUGGGCCAUCCACUCAAGGCGUACUGCCGGACCUGACGGACCUGGCACUCUUGUCACCUCGCUUUACCUCGGAAGUGCAUGGAGUCAGGUUGCUUUGAUUACAUUCAUAAUAGUGUCUGCAUCUCAGCUGUUCCCGCAUUAUGGCGCGGUCGGACUUUGCAUAUUGGCAGGAUCUAUAGUGAAUUACUUUGAACUAAUAUCGGCAGUAUUCAAUGGGCAAGAGUCUUUCCCUCCAAUACCCGCGUCUCAAGCUCUUUUAGCACUUUCCUUGGUUUGCCUUGGAGGGUUAAUAUUUUUGCUAUCCAGGAUAGCAUCUGAUGACGAACCACUAUUUUUACAUCGCCUCAACCUAGUUUCACGAUUUGUAUUCUUUAUCAUGUUUGGAACAGGGUUAUUUUUGAUCUCCAAACGAUCGAAUGUGGUCCACACACAUCCGAUAGAGUCGCUCAUACAGGAAGCCGGAAAGAACCAUGACAUGUGGCUGAAGACAGCUAAGGGGAGCAGUAAUCUGGCAGAAGCUGUUCAGCAAUACCGGACAAAAUAUAAUCAGUACCCACCGCCGGGCUUUGAUAAGUGGUACGACUAUGCCGUAAGCAGAUCUUCGGUAACGAUUGACGAAUUUGAUGAUAUAUAUACGAACCUUCUGCCUUUUCGGGCCUUAGAACCCGAAGAGAUUCGAACUAUGACUCAAAGGCUAGCGACAAAUCCGUUUAACGGAAUCGGUGCUUUGAGUAUUCGCAAUGGCACCGUCAGGCUGCAAGAGGGAAUUCGGCCAACACAUGCCUGGAUGGUUCAAAGCGCGGGCAAAAUGAUUGAAAAGUUUUCCAAGUACCUCCCCGACAUGGAUUUGGCUUUCAACCUGGACGAUGAGCCCCGUGUUAUAGCACCUUGGGAAAAAGUAGAGGAGCUCCGGAGACGGGCAAGAAUGCAGAAGCAGCCUCCCGAAGAUAAGAUUUCGGGCAAGUGGUCAGUGGAACGCAAUGCAACUUGGGACCCCAUGGAGCCGGCCGACCAAACCCCAGAGGCUAUGUUUAUCGAGCGUUCGCUCCAGAGAGCAUUUGAUCCUUAUAUCGCACCUUCUUGCCCGCCGGGGUCGAUGGCGCGGUCCCGGCGAGUUUGGGACAAACGACAUUUAUGCAUGGAAUGCAUUCGCCCACAUUCAAAGGGUCAAUUUCCAACAGGCUGGGGUAUUGCAUCCGAUAUCUGUCACCAGCCUGAUCUCGCUACGCUGCAUGGUCUUUUCAUUUCUCCCGCCUCGUUCAAAAUCACGCAGGAACUGGUGCCCGUUUUCAGUCAGAGUUCCACAUCGGGUUUCAACGAUAUCAUAUUUCCAAGCCCUUGGAACUACGUUGAUAAGAUAACUUACACGCCUUCGGAUGAGCAUCCUGAUCAUAAAUAUACCGAUAAAGAGAACAUUCUAUUUUGGAUCGGAGGCACAUCAGAAGGCGUAAGCCACGAGGGGGGGUGGAAAGGAAUGCCACGACAGCGCCUCGCGCACGUAGUCAAUAAUAACACAUAUAACCACGUCUCAGUUCUUCUUCCUGCAGAUGAACCAAACAAAUACGCCUACCAGGUCUUUGACGGCCGUGCGCCUACACAGGAACUCGGUUUGAACACGUCCGUCAGCAUCACCGACCCGAUAGUGCGCUGCCGGGAUAAUGACUGCGCCGACCAAACGGACGAACUACACACAAGCGGCCGGGUCGACUUCCAAGAUCAUUGGCAAUAUCGCUACCUUUUCGACUCUGACGGCGCCGGCUUCAGUGGCCGCUUCCUUCCUUUCUUGCAGAGCCAUAGCCUGCCCUUCAAAACGGGCUUAUUCAGACAAUGGUUCGAUUCCCGCAUCACGCCGUGGCUACACUACGUCCCGAUCGAUAUCCGCCUACACGGAUUAUGGAGCACAAUGGCCUACUUCGCUGGUGUGGAUGCCACCGCUAACGGGAAGAAGAUUGAGAUGAAACGCCAUGAUACCCAGGGAGUAUUGAUUGCCGAGGAAGGCCGUAAAUGGGCUGAAAAGGCCCUGCGAAAGGAAGACAUGGAGAUAUAUUUCUUCCGGCUCCUUCUAGAAUGGGGGAGACUGACUGAUGAUCGGCGAGAUUUGCUGGGAUUCAAGCUCCCCUCUUGA